Molecule: messenger RNA, 2470 nt
Organism: Malania oleifera
Lineage: Eukaryota; Viridiplantae; Streptophyta; Magnoliopsida; Santalales; Ximeniaceae
Exons: 5
Coding region: 111-1859 (582 amino acids)
Molecular function (GO): protein dimerization activity
Source: RefSeq, a predicted model, not a curated record
CAAAACUCAACACAAAGUUACUGAAAGGUUUAAGAAGUAAAUUAGGAAAAGCGGUUGGAAAAUUCCUAAUUUAUAAUCGGAUUCCAGCGAAUGUAGCUGACUCUCCAUUUAUGCAGCCUAUGCUUGAUAUUGCUGCAGAGGUUGGAAAGGGGGUGAAGGGUCCAUCACCCUAUGAGAUAUCUGAAAUUUAUUUGGAGCAAGAGUAUCAAGAAAUGAAAAAUUAUAUAGCUUCUUUUGCUGGAAUUUGGAAGGAAAGAGGUGUAACACUUAUGUGUGAUGGUUGGUCAGGACCAACUAGAAAACACAUUAUAAACUUUUUAGUUUAUUGUGAUAGAGGCACCGUGUUUCAUAAAUCAGUUGAUGCCUCUGAUGUGCCAAGCAGAACAGCUGAAUAUUAUUUCAGAUUAAUGGAUGAGGUGGUUGAAGAAAUUGGAGAGGAGAAUGUUGUCCAAGUAGUGACUGAUAAUGAAGCUGCAAUGAAGGCAGGAGGAAAAUUAUUAAUGCAGAAGAGGCCCAAUCUCUAUUGGACAGCAUGUGCAGCUCAUUGCAUAGACCUUAUUCUUGAAGAUAUUGGUAAGAAAAGUAACGUGAAGAAGGUCUUAGAAGAUGCAAGAACAAUAACCUCAUUUAUUUACAACCACACAUGGACAGUGAAUUUCAUGAAGAAAUUCACAAAUAAUAGAGAGUUACUUCGCCCUGCCAUCACUCGAUUUGCCACAAAUUUCAUUGCUUUGGAGACUAUUGUCAGGCAUAAACAAGCACUAAGGGAAAUGUUUACAUCUGAUGCUUGGAAAAACUCAAGGUUUGGAAUGGCAAAAUCAGGCCCAGCAUAUGAUUCAAAGAAAAUUAUCUUAGGCAAAGAGUUUUGGCAAAAGGCCUCUGAUAUAAUUAAAGUGCAAGAACCCUUGGUGAAAGUUCUUAAAUUGGUUGAUGGUGAUGAAAAACCAACCAUGGGCUUCAUAUACGAGGCAAUUGAUAGGGCGAAGUUGGCCAUUCAAAAAGAUUGCCGGUUUUACAAAGACUAUUGGAAAAUUAUUGACAACCGGUGGAGUUUUCAGUUGCACCAAGAUUUGCACGCUGCUGGGUAUUUUUUGAACCCACAAUUUCUUUAUGGUGCCCCACCCUCUCCUGAAGUUGCUAGAGAAGUCAUGGAUGGAGUUAAAAAAGUGAUAACCAAGUUGGUACCCGAUAUAGAUACUCAAAUUCGGGCUAUUAAUCAAUUGUUGCUAUAUCGAGAUAGGCAGGAGACUUUUGGAACCCCGUUGGCUCAAAGGGCAGUGAAACAAACAAAUCCUGCUGAAUGGUGGAUUCAUUAUGGCUUGUGUGCUCCUGAGCUCCAAAGAAUAGCAAUUAGAGUUCUUAGCCAGACCACAUCAGCUUCGAACUGUGAGCGUAAUUGGAGCACCUUUAGCCUCAUCCAUACGAAAACAAGAAAUAGAUUAAAGUAUAUGAGACUACAAAAACUUGUUUUCGUACAUUACAACAUGAGGUUAAAGUUAAGACGUACAAUGAGAAGAAGCCAACGAGAAAUUGAAGAGGGUUUCAAUCCUAUCAAUUUGGACUACAUUUUCGAAGAAGAUGAUCCUUUAAGUCAAUGGUUAGAGGAGAGAGAGACACCACUACUCGAUGGUCAGGACAAUUCAAAUUGGUUAAAUGAAGAGGUUGGUGGUACUACAGAAGGAGGUGAUCAACCACCAAUAAACGCGCAUGAUGAUUCAGGUUCAAGCCCUGAACGUACACAAAGUGAUGACAAUCUUGGUUUGAGCCCACCAAGUGAUGAUGAUGGUAAUAGUGGUGCUGGAGCUGGGGUUGGGGGGGGGUGGCAGUGGUGGUGGUGGAGGCGGCGGUGUAGAAUAUAAUUAUGGAUAUGAUACAGGGACAUCAUUUGGAAGGGAUAUAUAUCCUUCUGAUCCUUAUGGAUUACAUGACAUACCUGAAAAUUAUGACUUGGGUAUUCCUCCAGGGAACCAAUCUUCACAACCCAGGAGAAGGAGGAGUGCUCGUGGUGACCCUAGCGAUUCUACUGAAGAUUCAUAUGGUGUGGUUCGUAGUUUUGGCGACUUUGGUUUAGAUGGUUCAUCAUCACAAUCAUUUGGAUCUCAUCCAGCAUAUCCACAUUAUGCAUCUCGUGACUCACAUUUUUAUCCCAGUGGAUUAGGAAUCUCAGGAUCUAGUGAGUCUUCUUCUACACACUACCCAGAGCCAGCCCCUGCCCCAACUUAUAGACAUUAUUCAGGAGAAUUUUCAUCACCAGUACAUUUUCAAGAGCAACAACAAAAUGAUGCAAACUUGGGUUCAUUCAACUAUGUAUUUCCACAAGGAUGGGGAGAUAAUUUCCCAUCCCAAUCUCAAGAUACAGAUGCAAAUUAUGAAGACCCUCCACUUCAUUCUUUUUGGUGGUGACAUGUGUUAUAUUAUAAAUUUGUAAUAUUGUAUUCAUGUAUUUUCAAUUAUUUAUUGAUAUUUGAUA